ACAGUGGUGAGCUCUUAGCUUCACCAGGCUCAUCAAAGCUGCUCCAGGAAGGCCAGAGCCAGACCAGAAGACAUGCAGAUCAUCACCACAGCCCUGGUGUGCUUGCUGCUAGCUGGGAUGUGGCCGCAAGACGUGGACAGCAAGAGCAUGCAGGUACCCUUCUCCAGAUGUUGCUUCUCAUUUGUGGAGAAAGAGAUUUCCCUGCGGGCAAUCCAGUGUUACAGAAAUACCAGCUCCAGCUGCUCCAAUGAGGGCUUAAUAUUCAAGCUGAAGAGAGGCAACGAGGCCUGCGCCUUGAACCAGGCUAGAUGGGUUCAGAAUCACAUUAAAAAGCUGAGCCACUGCCUGCCAAAAAGAAAAUGAGCAGAUUUCUUUCCAUUAUGGGCUGUGGAAACCACGUAGCUUCACCUGUCCCGGAAACCCCCAGUCCUAUACCAUUCCUUCUGCCCCGCUUUUGCUGGGUCACAGAGGAUCUGCUUGGUCUUGAUAAGCUAUGUUGUUGCACUUUCUACAUUUAAAUUAUAGAAUGAUCAACCCCCA
Messenger RNA from Cercocebus atys (sooty mangabey), 540 nucleotides. It is a transcript of the gene CCL1, whose product is annotated as chemokine (C-C motif) ligand 1. Lineage: Eukaryota; Metazoa; Chordata; Mammalia; Primates; Cercopithecidae. Gene Ontology annotation, cellular component: extracellular region. Gene Ontology annotation, biological process: neutrophil chemotaxis; immune response; positive regulation of ERK1 and ERK2 cascade. Bases 73 to 363 code for a protein of 96 amino acids. The transcript is spliced from 3 exons. Gene Ontology annotation, molecular function: CCR chemokine receptor binding; chemokine activity. The record is from RefSeq and is a predicted model, not a curated record.